Monomorium pharaonis (pharaoh ant) is the source of this 2927-nucleotide messenger RNA. RefSeq names its product protein MCM10 homolog (gene Mcm10). Gene Ontology annotation, cellular component: nucleus; replication fork protection complex. The transcript has 2 exons. The record is from RefSeq and is a predicted model, not a curated record. Gene Ontology annotation, biological process: DNA replication; DNA replication initiation. The coding region runs from base 226 to 2430 and encodes 734 amino acids. NCBI's taxonomy places the organism in Eukaryota, Metazoa, Arthropoda, Insecta, Hymenoptera, Formicidae. Gene Ontology annotation, molecular function: DNA replication origin binding; single-stranded DNA binding.
ACCGCACUCGCCGCGUCGUCUGCUGCUAAGAAUUGGCGGGUAACGUCAGGCGUGACGUUCGAUUGUGUAAAUAAUUGUACAUAUGUAUGUUGCAAAAAUUGUUGACAAAUACAUCGGUAAUUGUGAUUCAAAGGCAUUUAUACACGGUUCCUGUAACGGUGAAACGACAUUUUCAAUGAAUUGCUGAUAUCACAUAAAAGUAACGUGUAAGUAAGAACCUGAAAUAUGGAGCACGAGGACAGUGAUUGUGAUCUAGAUAUCCUAAAUAAUCUCAUAUCAAAUGACACUGAAGAAACUGAACAAUCUAAGCAACUUGGAGAACCAGAACCUGAAUCACAUGAACAGUCCAAACUAUCAGAGCCCAAAAAGACUUUAACGGAAUUACAAUUCAAUUUCUUAGAUUCUGUACCUAGUAACAUAAAUAAUGAAAAUAAACCUACUAGUGAGAAAGUCAUCAAUGGGAUUUAUGACGACAAGCUUGAUUCUUCCGAUGAUGAAGACAGGCGUUACUUUGAGGAACAAAAGUACUCCAAUUACGGACGUGAAAUAAAACAAUUGUUAAAAGAGUGCUCUUCAUUAAAGACUGAGCAGCCUGUGAAAUUACAGAGUGAAAAAACUGUUGAUUUUAAUAAUAAAAAGAGUAAGACUUUUGAUUUUAAUAACGCUAUAAAAAGUAAGAAUAAUAAUAUAGCAAAAGACGUGUACAGUGAUCCCAUCUUUGGAAUAAGAAUAGUUAAUCCUCUUGUAUCUUCUGCGGAAUUGAGAGAACGUAUGAAAGACAAGAUAGCUGUGACAAUAUCAAGAGUAAAGAGCCACAUUAUUUCUGAUAAUAUACAUAACGAUUGGGUGAUUGCCGGCGUAUUAAUUAAUAAAUCGCCCACGAAAACCUCGCAGAAGGGCACUUCUUAUUGCAUUUGGAAAAUAAGCGAUCUCUCCGACGACCUGAAAACCGUGUCUAUUUUUUUAUUCAGUAACGCUUACAAACAACUAUGGAAAACCAUCACUGGUAGCGUGAUAGGUGUUCUCAAUCCAAACGUGCUCGAGAGUAAGGAUAACAUUGAUCAGGCAACGCUGUCGAUCGACAAUCCGCAGAAGCUGAUGAUUCUCGGCAGGUCUAAGGACAUGGGAAAAUGCAAGUCUAACAAGAAGAAUGGCGAUCCGUGUACCGCAAUCGUGAACACAAGUCGAUGCGAGUACUGCGUCUAUCAUGUUAAACAGGAAUACAAGAAGUGUGCGCGACGAGCGGACAUACAGUCGAGCAAUACCAGCUUCGGCUUCACUGGAGACGCGAUAAAACGCAUGAAUAAGCAGACCGUUACACGAAAGCCUUACAACGGAUUAGCAUCGUUUGUACCGGUACUGGCCAAACGCAACGACGAGCUAUACGAGAAGGACCGUGCGCGCUUGGAAUUAUUGUCCGAGGCCGCUUCUAAUAACGGCAUUAAGAGAACGAAGGAUGAAGUGAACAAUGUAGAUACCAGUAAAAAAGGGAUAACUGUUGAAUUGAUGAACAACCAAUCGAAAAAAGAUCUCGAGCGACUGAAUAAAUUAAGAAAUUGGCAGCCCUCAAAACAAUUAAUGGUACAAUCGACGCCUAAUGGACCAAUUAUAUGUUCCAGUCCAGUGCAAUCGAAAGAAAGCAAUCCUAUGCCAAUCAAGUCUACGAGCAAUCACGCAGGUAAGAUCAGUUUAGCUUCUCUAGUUUCAUCUCCGCGAUUAGGAACGGGAUGUAAUCAGGAUACAAUAGAUUUCUCCGAACCAAUCACUAAGCAACAAAUUCGCAAUGCCAAGAUGAAUGCUAUCAAAUGGGUGCAAGAGCACGGAAAGAUCGAAGCGAAGAACCCUAAUCAAGUUCGCGCAAAUGCGAAAGAAAAACUGAAGAAAAACGCGAAGCGUCAGAGGGAGAAUGACGAGAGAGAAAAGCGAAACGCGAAAAAAGCGAACAUAAAUAACAAAUUUAAAGAGAUGCUAGAAGCCAAGUCGUCACACACAGACCUGAUCGAGAAGUCAUAUGACGAAGAAAAGGAGAAGUAUUUCAACAAGCUGGAAGCAAAGGAGAGAAUGGAGGAAAAGAUGAUGAACACUUUCAAAAUCAAUUGCAAAGCUGUGAAGUGUGCAAUAUGCAAGUACACAGCGUUCUCAGCGUCAGACAUGUGCAAGGAACAAAGACAUCCGUUGCGCGUGAUCGAUGCUGUUAAGAGAUUCUUCAAGUGUGCUGAUUGUGGCAACCGAACUGUUAGCCUGAACCGUAUGCCGUCACACAGCUGUGGCAAAUGCAGCAGCUCGAAUUGGGUCAGGGCGGCGAUGAUGGACGAAAGGAAGAUCGCUAUCGCCGCGGAGACCUUAUCUAUACGUGGCGCCGAGGAAAAGUUUUUGGGUUCGGCAGUGAAAGAUGCCACUCUCAAUCUUCUCGUUCCGAAUGAAGAUUAAUAUACUAAUCAGAUUGGUCACAAUACAUUUUUGUAAAAUGAGUAUUAUAAUUAUUUAUGUAAGAUAAAUGAUAGAAGAAAAGAUAUUUGAUUAGAAUAACUGAUGUCUUGAUGAAAUGAGUGUUUUAUAGUUUUAUGAAAAUGAAGUAUUUGUAUAUAAAAUAAACACAGGCGUAGUACUGUGUGAAAUGUGCUACGAUACCAUUGCCCAUACAUCAGUUUGAUUAGUGUUAUUUUUAAUAUUUGCUACAUGGUAAAGAGAAAUUCAAGAACUAGUAGAACUUGCCAUCUGAAUUAAGUUCAAGCUCCUAAUUAUCAUCGGCUAAAAUGAAACAUGAAUUUUGCUAUAACCGCGAUACUUACUCCUAUUUUGUAAUUUAGAAUCUACAAAUACAGAACAUUUGAUAUCCUUUUGUUUAUUGUCAGUAUUAUCAGUUUUCUCUUUUUUUUUUCAUCUUAUGAAAUGUACAAAUAUAAAGAAAGAGUGUAUCUCUUGCA